AUAAUAUUUAAUUAGAUUAUUUUAUGUUCAUCAUUGACAUUGAAUUUUUCGUUACGAUUAAACAAAUUUCAAUUUGAAAAAUUCUAGAAUGAUACGUCAAAUAUACUAUAAUGCACACCUCGAACUGUUCACGAUCAAUAUUUUAUAGGCGUAUUUAAAUUAAUUUUUUUCCUCGGUAAACAACACGGUGGACGGUUUUAUCAAAGCUCAUUAGAAAAUUUGCAUCGUGAUCGAAAUUGGACGAAACGGAUUCGUUUCGUAACGUAAACGAACGAUAACUAUUUCCGGAAUCCUUUGACGCAACUAUACAAUAUAGUUCACAACUAUGAUCCGUACAAUUCAAUACGGAAUGUAGAGCAGAAUUUAUACACGGUGAAAAUUCGUCGCAAUCACGAACAGAAUCUAUCCAGGUUUCGGAUCCGAAUUCAUCGAAACUUAGGAGCAAUUACCAUAAAAUGUCGAUCAAUCGUGAUCUCAGAAAUUCUCGUCCUUCUGAUACUCUCGCUCAACUUGUUUAAGACCCGUUCAACCCCCCAGAGAUCCCGGCCGGAUCUAUCUGUCGAAUAAACCGAACCAAGGAUUUAUCGGUCUUACAUGUGUAAGUAAAAUAUAUUCACAACUGCGUUAAGAGGAAUGUACAUCGAGUAAUAUAUAUAUAUAUAUACAUCGGAGAGAAAGAGAAAUUUUUCACCUAAUAAUAAAAAAAUUCGAAGAAAACGUUGAAUCGUGUGUUUAAGGAAGUUUUGAUUAAAAAUUCGAUCCAAAGAUCCAAGAAAGAUAUUCAGUAUAUAUUCAAUAUUUAAACUGUAAGAGGGUGAAGGAGAAAUUCGCGAGGAGAAAGUUUAUUGUAAACUGUUCGAUUUGACCGAGUUUAAACGUCGGAGCAGGAAGUUUGAAAAUUUUGUGAGAAGAAAAUCGUGAAUUCAUCGUGAAAUCUCGAAAAGUGAAAUGUGUACGAUACCGUUCGGUUAUUUUCCACUUAUUUCCGUACGAAUAAAUAUCGGUGGUGGGCUGAUCCUCUGCAACGGGAUUAUAAUAAGAAAAAGUACUUCGAUACCUCCUUGUUACCUCCAGCGACGAUUGAACGACGAUUAUUUUCAUCGAUGGCUCUAAUGCCGUACGUUGAAUCGUUAACGGAAUAUCAAAAUCAAAUUUACAAGAUGAAGAGAAUCGAUUCCAGAGAUAGAUAUCGGCACGAGUCUUAAGUUUAAUCGUUUGACACCGAUUUCACAGAGGCGGCCGUCCAUGGAUGGAACACGGAAUAUCGAUCAAAUUCGAUCGCGUUGCACAAUCGUAUCGUAAAUCCCCCUUUAAAUGGGGGUUGAAUUGUGAACGGUCGUUUUGAAUAAGAUGAUGAUGUCGGCCACGAAUUACAACGAAACCGAUACCGGAACGAUGGCCAAUUAUUUUGGUAAUCCCGAUUUGGAUCAAUCGUUCGCCACCAACCUGCCCCAACCGACAACUACGUCCACCGUUUUGAACGUGACAACGUUGCCAACAAUGGCGGCCGCCACGCAUUACGGCCAAACGAAUCUGCUCGAGAGUUUGAUCGUCCCUCUAUACGGAAUAAUAUUUCUCCUGUCCAUCGUUGGCAAUUCGUUGGUGCUGAUCACCCUGGCACGUAACAAGAGGAUGAGGACGGUGACCAACGUUUACUUGUUAAAUCUGGCGGUUUCGGAUCUGCUGCUCGGCGUCUUUUGCAUGCCUUUUACACUUCUUGGACAAGUCCUGAAGAAUUUUGUUUUUGGUAUAACGAUGUGCAAACUAAUACCGUAUUUUCAAGCCGUCUCGGUGUCUGUCGGCGUAUGGACACUGGUCGCCAUCUCUUUGGAGCGUUACUUUGCCAUCUGCAGACCACUGAAGUCGAGAAGAUGGCAAACACAGUUCCAUGCUUACAAAAUGAUUGCCGUGGUUUGGACAGCAAGUCUUACGUGGAAUGCGCCAAUUCUCGUUGUUUCGCGGUUGAAAAGUAUACGCGAUGGAAGACAAAAGUGCCGGGAGGAAUGGCCGAGCGUUGGCGCCGAGCGAGCUUAUAAUCUUUUCUUAGACGGGACCCUGCUUUUAGUUCCCUUAAUCGUGAUGAGUCUGGCUUAUUCUUUGAUCGCAGUGAAACUUUGGAGGGGAUUACGGCAGGAGAUUCGUCAGUCGUCGAAUUGCCAGCAACGCCUGGAGAGGAUAGAAUCGGCGAGGGCGACGGUGAAGAAUUCCACGUAUGACAAAGGUGAUGGAGGGGCGAACACCACGGUCGUUCUCAAUGCUUGCGGCGCAUCCUCGAGAUUAAGGCGAGGAUUUCCCUCGUCCUCCUCCCACGGAUACUACCACGGCUCUCCCCAGGGAGUGGCGUCUAGGAUACGCGUUCCGAGAAUGAAAGUAUCCAGUGUGUUCGGUGGAAAGUUAAAGGGAUCGGAUUUUUCCAAUGAAUCGAGAGUGCAGGUUCGUAGCAAUGGAAACAAUUGUGUUUCGAGGGAUACGAAAGAUUCCUCCAACGAGGAGCAACAAGAUUCGGGCUGUCCAUUCAAUAGGCAACACAUUAUACGCAGCAACUACAUGGGCAAAAGCAUCGAAGCCAAGAAAAAAGUGAUAAGGAUGCUGUUCGUGAUCGUGCUGGAAUUUUUCGUCUGCUGGGCACCGUUGCACGUGAUCAAUACCUGGUAUCUUUUCGCGCCAGAUUUCGUGUAUUCGACGGUCGGCAGCACGGGGAUCAGCCUGGUACAACUGCUUGCCUACGUGUCGAGUUGCUGCAAUCCGAUCACGUAUUGCUUCAUGAACAGAAAGUUUCGUCAAGCGUUCCUCGGUCUCUUCGAUUGUCACCGUUGUUGGAGGGUAGGGUGCAGGAAUAGCGAUAUCGCGAUGGCGUCGACCAGAAAUGCCGCCCAAGCGGGGAACAACAGCGAGCUAAGCGGGAACGAAUCGGCAGUUUAUCUUGGGAAAGCUUCCCUCGCCACUAGAUCAGAAGUAGUACGGCUGUUGGAGGAGGAGGACCGUGUCUAGUAUAGGCAGAACGUGUGUUUCACCGAGAGUACGAGACCAAACGUUUCUUUGUUCCACACCGGUAACGAGCAGGACGAUUUCUUCUUAAAGAUAUCUUGGCGUCCAUCAGACAGAGUUCCUUUCCACUCUGGAGGGAAAUGCCUCUCCGUUAACGAUCUGCACCGUCUUUCCUCGUCGCGGUCAUCCUGCGUGGACAAUCUUAAUUUCCUUUACGACUGAUGGCGGCGCGAUCUUGUAAUUAAAUUGUAAGUCUCGUCGUCCGAUUCAUUUGACGAUUGAUGGUUUUCAAUAAAGCAAGAUAAUAAUAAGUAAUUGAAGAACAUUUUUUUUUCUUUUUUUUUUUUUUCUCUCGGGGGUAAAUCGGCAUAUCAUUUUUAACCCUUUGAGUCUUGGUAAUGAGGAAAUGAAAGAAUUUUUAUUUUUUUUAUUUUUUUUUUUUUUGCAGAAGAUGCAAUUUAUCGUCAUCAGUGAUUUUCUUUUAAUUCUUUUUUUUUUUUUUUUUUCGUAUGAAAAAGAGCGUUGCUGAUGGAGAUUUAAAAUAUUUUUUUUAAAUCUUUUUUUUUUUUUUUUCGUUCGUAAAACGAUAUAGUUUUUUCAACGAGGGGAAAAUUUAUUUUCAAUUGAACAUAUUUUUCAGAGA
Molecule: messenger RNA, 3631 nt
Organism: Apis mellifera (honey bee)
Lineage: Eukaryota; Metazoa; Arthropoda; Insecta; Hymenoptera; Apidae
Product: cholecystokinin receptor-like
Exons: 10
Coding region: 1351-2991 (546 amino acids)
Biological process (GO): neuropeptide signaling pathway
Cellular component (GO): membrane
Molecular function (GO): neuropeptide receptor activity; gastrin receptor activity
Source: RefSeq, a predicted model, not a curated record